AUGCAGCUUCAAACUAUCGCUCGUCACACCUCUCCCGAGGAUGAAGUCGCUGGUCUCUUGAUCUUCUCCUCUGCAGGUGCUGGGAUUACUGCGCCGUCUUCCGGAAUCACGCCCAUUUACCUGAGAUCACCACGGACCGUGCGGAGCCCCUGGCAUCCCGAGACCGCCAGCGACUGGGCAGCGGCGUUGGAUGGUACCGAGUGCGGAGCCCUGUUGGGUCGGGAUAUUUCCGUCGUCUCCAAGACUCAAGCCAGCCAUCGUGAAGGGGCCUCUCGUAUUCGUCGGAUGCGUACCACAAAACGUCCCAACCGCCCCUGGAUGGAGUCUUUCCUCAACUUCUCCUUAGUUUCUUUGGCACUACUCUUGAGUGUUGAGCCUCAUGAUAACCUGCUCCAUUACACUGCGGUCGAGCUACCCGUGGCGCGAACCCGGCGCUACCUCGUCGAUGAGAUGGUUUCGUUAUUCGGGCUGAAAAUUGGAGCCGAGAAAAAGCGAAAACCCGAACAAGAAUUGUCGACGACCACUUUCCAGCAGAGGCAGAUCGAACAGUGGGCUAGUCGGCAUACAGGCCAGCGCAAGAAUGGCGAGGUCUCUCCCGGACUGCCUUAUGUUACAGGUCCUCGGCCUUCGACGGCGAAAGCCAGCCAUGGACCACCAGUGAGCCAUUCCAUACAGGCUUUCUAUAAUCCAGGAACCCAAAAUUUGGCAUCUUCCAGCAUGCUCGACCUCUCUCGCCAGGAGAGCAACGGUGACGCAGCCCUUCCCACGUUGCGGCCGGCGCUAUCGAAUCCGAAUCUUGGGACGCGAUGGAAUAACGGCUCGUCCCAAACUUUAGGGACUGCAGCAUCAGGUGGAUCGGGUUCAACCGUUUCUCAACCGAAUACAGCUAGGAUCAAGCCGCUUGACGUCCAGUCCACCAAUGUCUCAUCGACACCGACUACGACUUCGCCCUUGAGUCAAGAACAUCCAAGGUUCCCAGCAGAUGACGAGAAAACAUUGGCUCCCAACAUGGACACUUCCCAUCCGUUGCCACGUCCACUACAGAUUCAUAAGGCACAGCCUCCGGCUAUCCCGCCCAGGAGUGCUCGGCGCAAUGUGCCUACGCCGCCGCCGUCGGUAAAAGCAUCAAGUGAGAUAGACCGACUAUCGAUCUUAGAGAGGCCGAUUUUACCCGCUGCAGCUCUCGAUGCUCGACCGUCAAGUAGAGGUAGUAAUCGGACCAUUCCCACCAGCAUCAAGGAGCUGAUGGACACGGAUGACUACAUGAGCCCUGGAUCCGUGUCCGUACCAACGCCACCACCCUCCCUGCCUCGAGCAAGCAACGAGACUAUCAAUCGCGGCUCUAUGAAUGAGUGGGGCGAACCAGUUAUUCAAACUGUUCGGGCCAAGCGAGAAACUAUGACCAUCAGCCCAGCCCGCAGGCGGAGCUCGGAGAAGAUGGUUGAGAGCCUCGACAGGUCUACCAGAUUGGCUGAAGAGCAGCGUCCCAAGACCGCCGGGAACCCUCGAGCGGAUCGACCAAGCCCGCUGAAUAUGGACCUCAGACCCGACACUCCAGACUUAGGUGGCCCAAGCAGUGCCCCCUUUCCCGCGCGACAGCGUUCAGAAAGUCCUUACGGCGGACGUUCCCGCAGCGCCGCGCGUACUGGCGUGCCGGCUGCUGCUGUUGGUGCGCGUGGGCGUCCAAAACGACCGAAUGCAAACGGCGUGCGCCGCCCGGCGGCAAAUGAGUACGACAUUCACCGUGCGGAGACCCCUGUGCAGAUGUUUGGUGAUAUUCGCCGCGUGCAGACUCCUGUGCAGGUAGAAGAUGUCCGCCCUAAACCAACCCCCGUGCAAGUGGGAGACGUUCGCCGUGUGCCAACUCCUGUACAGAUGUUCGAUGACAUUCGCCGUCGACCAACGCCGGUGCAGAUCGACGAUGUUCGCCAUAUACCAACUCCUGUACAGGUCGAAGAUAUUCGCCGUCCACCAACCCCUGUACAGGUAUUCGACGACAUUCACCGUGUGCAGACACCUGUACAGAUGCUGGAUGAUGAAUCCAUUCGCAGCUCUGGUUCGGAAAGUCUGGAUCCCCCGGACAGCCCUCUUCUUCCACGCACAGGCCCGUUAGCCAGCCCUGUGCCUCCAUUUGAGGAGCCGCCGGUUCAGGUACCGCGAGGGGAACUCAACCUGGGGUUCAGUUUCCCAGACCGAUCAAGAACCACAGGAGAUCUACCGCGAUUUGUGGACAACACGAAGUCAGACGAGGGCUUCAAACCUCCUAUCGAGUCUCCGAGUUGGCCUCUGCCUUCGACAGCUCUGAUGACUGGUGUUGAACUUACGACCUUGUCAACAACUCGAUCACAGUCUCCUUUUGCCAUACCUUCUUUCAGUCGUCCCUGGACGCCAACGAACGCCAGGCCAGGCACGCCUGUGAAGAUGGCCGAGCAGCUCGUCGUACCAGGGAUUCGAGGGCCAAGUCCAAGUCCAAGAGGAGCUCCACCGAGAACAACACCAAAGUACGCUGUAGGCAACCCAAAUGCUAUCCCAGAGCGGUCUGGCGCUAGCUUUAUUUGA
Neoarthrinium moseri is the source of this 2559-nucleotide messenger RNA. RefSeq lists its product as uncharacterized. Lineage: Eukaryota; Fungi; Ascomycota; Sordariomycetes; Amphisphaeriales; Apiosporaceae. The coding region runs from base 1 to 2559 and encodes 852 amino acids. The transcript has 4 exons. The record is from RefSeq and is a predicted model, not a curated record.